AUGGCAUUGGUCAUAUUGAACGAGACGUUUAGAAACAGCGUCACAGUGGUAGAUCGACUAUCGUAUCACCUAAUGGCUGUAAAAGUAGACACAGGAGAAGUGGAAUUGCGAGUGGUCUCUGCUUAUGCGCCACAAGUGGGCUGUAGUGAAGAGGAUCUGGAGCAGUGCCUCCAAUCCCUGGAAGGGGAAGAAGUACUUCUAAUCGGAGGAGACUUCAACGGACAUGUCGGUUCUCCGAAAGACGGCUUCGAGAAUUGUCAUGCAGUCGAAGUAAGUCCUGCCUUCGCCAAAAUGAAGUCGAACCAGGCAACUGCUCCUGAUGACAUACCUACUGAUGUCUGGAAGCUGCUAGGAGAUGGAGGGUCCGUGUGGCUCGCAACUCCAUUCAACAAGAUCGUUGCAGAAGGAUGGACUCCAGACGUUUGGCAAACUUCCGUGACCGUGCCUAUCUGGAAAGGGAAAGGAGACGUUGCUGAAUGCACUUCGUACAGGCCUGUACGACUGCUGUGCCCUACGAUAAAGUGCGGACAAAGGAUAGAAGAUGGUUCAAUUCGUGUUGAUGGCACCGAAUUAAACAAGGUGGACUGUUUCAAGUACCUUGGAUCCAAAGUGACUUCCACAGGCGACAUUGAUCAAGAAGGUCGAGCACAUGUUAAUGCGGCAUGGAUGGAAUGGAAAAUGGCAACAGGCGUACUGUGCGAUAAGAAAGUCCUCAUUGUGCGUACUGUUGCGCUUUACGGCUGCGAGUGCUAG
This is a messenger RNA of Necator americanus (New World hookworm), 753 nucleotides long. RefSeq lists its product as uncharacterized. Gene Ontology annotation, biological process: chromatin remodeling. The record is from RefSeq and is a predicted model, not a curated record. The transcript is spliced from 2 exons. Gene Ontology annotation, cellular component: nucleus. Bases 1 to 753 code for a protein of 250 amino acids. NCBI's taxonomy places the organism in Eukaryota, Metazoa, Nematoda, Chromadorea, Rhabditida, Ancylostomatidae.